ACAUUUUCAAAGCGCUUUGCGCGGGAAGGGCUAGGGUUGGGGAUUUUGAUGGAAUGGAAGAUCUACGAAGCACUGAGGUCUUGCAAUAAUCUCGCGGAGCUCCGAGAAGUCCACUCCAAUCUCCCUGCUAAGAAUCAUCCUCCCAGGCAGGUCUCCAGCUUGCUAAUUGAGCUCUAUGGCAAGUAUGGGAGCGUGAUCGAGGCCCGCCAGGUUUAUGAGCGCAUCCAACGCCCAGAUCUCUUCGCGCGGAGCGUGAUGAUGGUAGCCUAUGGCCGGAAUGGGUAUCUAGAAGAUGCCCAGCGCACAUUCUGGGCCAUGCCGGAGCACAACGUCGUGACGUGGACGUCCAUGAUUGGGCUAUACGGGCGGGCCGGCCGCGUGGACGACGCUAAGUGGCUUUUUGACGCGAUGCCCAUGUGGAACGUGGUGAGCUGGAAUGCCGUCGUGGCAGCAUAUGCCCAAAAUGGGCAUCUGUUCCAGUCGAGGAGGAUGCUCGAGGAGAUGCCCGAGCACGAUGCCGUGUCUUGGAAUAUCCUCCUCUCGGGGCUGGCUAGGGUUUUGGAUGUGGCGGGCGCCAAGGCGGUGUUCGAUCGCCUCCCCGAGGUCACGAUCGUGUCGUGCAACAUCAUGGUCGCGGCGUAUUCAUCGAUCGGCUGCUGGAAUCUGGCGGAGGAGCUGCUGGAUCGAAUGCCCGAGCAGAGCGUCGUGUCCUGGAACACGGCGCUGUCGAUCUUGGCCCAGAACGGGCAUCUCGGCCAGGCGAAGAUCGUCUUUGACAGGAUGCCGGAGCGGAGCGUGUUCUCCUGGACGGCGAUCAUGACGGCGUAUUCCAGUGCCGGGAAGAUCGACGAGGCGAGGAGCUUGCUCGAUCAGAUGCCGGAGUGGAGCGUGGUGGCUUGGAAUGCGAUGAUCGCGGUCUAUGCCCGGUCCGGGCAUAUGGCUGCUGCCGAGAGCGUCUUUUCGGGAUUGCCUGAGAAAGAUCUCGUCUCCUGGAACACGAUUCUUGCCGGCUAUGGCGAGAAUGACUCGCUGGAGCAUGCGAGGUAUGUGUUUGAUUUGAUGAGCGAGAGGAAUGCUGUGUCCUGGACGGCUGUGGUGGUAGCAUAUGCCCAGAAAGGGGAAAUUGGAGAGGCCAAGAAGCUGUUCGCUAUGAUGCCUGGGCAGGAAUUGGUAGCCUGGAACGCGAUUAUCUGUGAGAGUGGGCGAAGCUCUAGGCACUGCCGGGAUUCCAUGGAGCUCUUCCACGAGAUGGUGUUGCUGGGUGUGGAUCCGGACGAGGUUUCUUUCACGGGAGUUCUAAACGCUUGCAGCCAUGCCGGAUACUUGGAUCGCAGCUUGCACUAUCUCUCGAGUAUGUGGAGCGAUCACGGCUUGACGCCCAUGAAGGAGCAGCUUUGCUGCUUGAUAGAUGUUCUUGGUCGAGCUGGGCGAUUGAAGGAGGCCGAGGUGGCGACGAAGAAGAUGAGCUUCAACGGUGUUUUGGAGUGGAAGGCGUUGCUAGCGGCGUGUAAGAUCCAUGGCGACGUCUCUCUUGCGGCUAAUGCAGCCAAGCGUGUUCUUGGUUUGGAUCCAGGGAAUUGUGCUGCGUUCAAGCUGCUCCAAAACAUUUAUUCCGAGAAGAUGGAGUGAUUGCAAACAAUGAUAUCAUCUUCGUUGGCGACCACCUUCUAGCUUCACAGGCAAAGUGAAUCAAAUCAGGUUUCUCGUCAACUUGUCAAGAUUUUGUUUUUGCAGGACUUCCUCGGUAGAAAUCGCGAAGAUCGUCCUGUCCACAGUGAAGGAUCUGAAAACUUCGAAGGAUCCAGAUUUCAAAAAUUUCAGAACUUUGGAAAGCUCUUUACCUUUCUAUUGCUGGUCCAGAAACCCCAGAACUAUUAAGUGCGAGUUUCGGCAAUGAGCCUCUACUUUGCUCCGGAAUUUGGAUCACGCUGUACAGUAUUCUGGUGUUAUUGCUUGAAAAGGUUUACUUGAAGUUCCAGUUCACAUCUCGAAAGGUGCAGCAUAUAGACACGAGAAUUGAUUAUUGUACCAAUGCGAGCAGAAACAAAUCCUCCAGGUUUGAAAUUUCCACGGGCGUGCUGUUGUGCACAUCUGAUUUUAUUUUUUUGUUGUUGUUUGUGGUCUUACUAAUGGUAUGCUACUGCUCUAGUAGCUGCUAUCUGACGGUGCUACUGCACUUACUCAAUGAUCGCGUCAUUCACAGCGUCGUCACUCACGGAAGUCAGUAUUUUCUCCUGUAUUUGCUGAUAACGACUUGGAAGACGACCUUUGCAACAAGGCGAGAGAGAUGCUACAGGUACUUUCUCUCUUUUUUUUAUCAAGAAGUAUUGAUGUAUGGAUCACUGUUUUGUCACAAAGAGCUCUUUGUGUUUUUGUGUCAGGGAGGCAUUGAAGGUGUCCGUCCGUCCAUGAAAUCCAGCUGGGGCGGGCUUGUCGCGUGCUUUGCUUUCGCAUUAAGGCGCAAAAUCGGAAGACUAACAGCACAAGUGCUGAGCCGAGCAAGAACAUAAGUAAGAGAGCGCUUGGGCUUUGCCAUCCAUGCGAGAGGGCGGGGCUAUUCUGGCUCGUUGACUUAAAAGCUAAGCUCAAAAGUGGAGCUUCACAGCAGGAGUGUGGGCAUAUUCUCGGGCAAUCAAUUUGGCGAAAGCAACAGAGAGGGUACAUACAAAGCUCCCUCGUCUUUAUUCAGAUGGGAGCAAAACUCAAGGGGGGUGGGGUUGGAGAUGGUGGGGAUCGAAAGAAAAGGAAAAGAGGUGGCUCCAUUUAGAACUUGGUGGCUACGGCCCCUGGCGCCUUCACUUAAAAGGGGUCGGUGUCUUUGAGCGCAUAUCACUGCUGACGCUGUAGCGAGCGUAGAAGAAGUACGUGGAGAUCUAUAGCCCAGAUGCACAGCUCCAAAGUCGUGACCCACCACCAUCUUUUGAGAACGUCAGCCUCCCGCGCAAAUGAUUUUGACAAGCUUGGCGCAGCUGCUUUCAGGACCAUCUGGGGUGGCUUGGGAGGGAUUUGGAAAACUCUGGAGCUUUCUUGUAAGUUGGAGUGGGUUUUAUCAUUCGUGUCCUGUCUCUCGGCCCAGUCCAGGGGUUUUUCUUUCUUUCCUUCUUUCUUUUUGCGAUGCUCAGAUUUUGUUUGUUCCUGCGUGGUGUCGGUAGAAUGGUGCCUUCGCAAAGUGGAGGUUGUAUCACUUUCCUUGGGGUCUGGGGUCUGUCCUCCUCAUAUGCGUCCUUUUUAUUUCACUUUCUUCUGUACUUCGAAUCUUCUGCUACUCUUCUUCUCUCUUUGCCUUUGUUUAUAGUCAAUCCCAGAGUUUACUCCACCCCAUUCGCCCCAGCUCAGAGGAGCAAAGAAACAACAGGCCAGGCUUGAACCAGCCCCAUAUGCUUUUCUUUAUGGUGCCCAUUAAAUGGAAUCGUCCCUUGUCUGA
Selaginella moellendorffii is the source of this 3424-nucleotide messenger RNA. Its product is annotated as pentatricopeptide repeat-containing protein At2g35030, mitochondrial. The transcript has 8 exons. Gene Ontology annotation, molecular function: protein binding. NCBI's taxonomy places the organism in Eukaryota, Viridiplantae, Streptophyta, Lycopodiopsida, Selaginellales, Selaginellaceae. Bases 49 to 1629 code for a protein of 526 amino acids. The record is from RefSeq and is a predicted model, not a curated record.